Ipomoea triloba (trilobed morning glory) is the source of this 2865-nucleotide messenger RNA. Its product is annotated as plasma membrane ATPase 4-like. NCBI's taxonomy places the organism in Eukaryota, Viridiplantae, Streptophyta, Magnoliopsida, Solanales, Convolvulaceae. Gene Ontology annotation, molecular function: P-type proton-exporting transporter activity; ATP binding; ATP hydrolysis activity. The coding region runs from base 1 to 2844 and encodes 947 amino acids. Gene Ontology annotation, biological process: proton export across plasma membrane; regulation of intracellular pH. Gene Ontology annotation, cellular component: plasma membrane. The transcript is spliced from 10 exons. The record is from RefSeq and is a predicted model, not a curated record.
AUGACGGAUCGGAUAACGUUGGAAGAUAUCAAGAAUGAGAAUGUCGACCUCGAACGGAUACCCGUGGAUGAAGUGUUCCAACAGCUACGUUGUACGAAGGAGGGGCUAUCAACUGAGGAGGCUGAGCAUAGGCUGCAAGUGUUCGGCCCCAACAAGCUAGAGGAGAAAAAGGAAAGCAAGCUUCUCAAGUUCUUGGGGUUCAUGUGGAAUCCCCUAUCCUGGGUCAUGGAAAGUGCCGCUAUCAUUGCUAUUGGCCUGGCCAAUGGAGAUGGGAAGCCACCAGAUUGGCAAGAUUUUGUUGGGAUCACAGUUUUGCUGAUCAUUAACUCCACUGUGAGCUUUAUUGAGGAAAACAAUGCUGGGAAUGCUGCAGCAGCUCUCAUGGCAGGCCUGGCUCCCAAGACAAAGGUGUUGAGGGAUGGGAAGUGGACCGAGCAGGACGCUGCGAUUCUUGUCCCGGGAGAUGUGGUGAGCAUUAAGCUGGGAGACAUUAUCCCGGCUGAUGCUCGUCUUCUCGAAGGGGAUCCCUUAAAGAUUGAUCAGUCUGCACUCACCGGGGAAUCCCUGCCUGUGACAAGGAACCCUGGGGACGAGGUGUUCUCGGGGUCCACUUGCAAGCAGGGCGAGAUAGAGGCGGUUGUUAUAGCCACGGGGCUGCACACCUUCUUUGGGAAGGCGGCCCACCUGGUCGACAGCACCAACCAAGUUGGUCAUUUCCAGAAGGUGUUAACCUCAAUUGGAAACUUCUGCAUAUGCACAAUUGCUGUAGGGAUAGUGGUGGAGAUUGUGGUGAUGUACCCAAUCCAGCACAGAAAAUACAGAGAUGGAAUUGACAACCUCUUGGUCCUCCUCAUCGGCGGCAUCCCCAUCGCCAUGCCAACCGUUUUAUCCGUGACAAUGGCGAUCGGGUCCCACCGCCUCUCGCAGCAAGGCGCCAUCACCAAGAGGAUGACAGCCAUUGAGGAAAUGGCAGGAAUGGAUGUUCUCUGCAGUGACAAAACCGGAACUCUCACCCUCAACAAGCUCACAGUUGACAAAACUCUGAUUGAGGUUUUCACUAAGGAUGUGGACAAGGAAACCCUAAUGCUCCAAGCAGCCAGGGCUUCCAGGGUGGAAAAUCAGGAUGCUAUUGAUGCUUGCAUUGUGGGAAUGUUAGCAGAUCCCAAAGAGGCCAGGGCAGGAAUCCAGGAGGUCCAUUUCCUCCCCUUUAACCCCGUCGAAAAGCGAACAGCCAUCACUUACAUUGACUCUAAUGGGAAUUGGCAUAGGAUCAGUAAAGGUGCACCAGAACAGAUUGUUGAGCUUUGUGAACUAAAAGGCGAUGCGAAGAAGAGAGCUCUCGACACCAUUGACAAGUUUGCUGAUCGUGGCCUUCGCGCUCUUGGUGUUGCUCAACAGACAGUGCCAGAAAAGACAAAGGAGAGCAAGGGAGGGCCCUGGAUCUUUGUUGGUCUCUUGCCACUCUUUGAUCCUCCAAGGCAUGACAGUGCAGAGACGAUUAAACGCGCCCUAGACCUCGGUGUGAAUGUUAAGAUGAUUACUGGUGAUCAGCUGGCUAUUGGUAAGGAGACAGGGCGAAGACUCGGGAUGGGGACUAACAUGUAUCCUUCUUCGUCUCUUCUCGGGCAAAACAAGGAUGAAAGCGUUGCUAGCCUCCCUAUCGAAGAGCUCAUCGAGAAGGCUGAUGGCUUUGCUGGAGUUUUCCCAGAGCACAAAUAUGAGAUUGUGAAGAAGCUGCAAGAGAGGAAACACAUUUGCGGGAUGACUGGGGAUGGUGUGAACGAUGCUCCCGCGUUGAAGAAAGCAGACAUAGGCAUUGCGGUGGCAGAUGCAACGGAUGCUGCCCGGAGUGCCUCGGACAUAGUCCUGACGGAGCCAGGGCUGAGCGUGAUCAUUAGCGCGGUUUUGACUAGCAGGGCGAUUUUCCAGAGGAUGAAGAACUAUACCAUUUAUGCAGUUUCCAUCACGGUCCGUAUUGUCCUUGGUUUCAUGCUCAUUGCCCUCAUCUGGGAAUUCGACUUCUCGCCCUUCAUGGUCCUCAUCAUCGCCAUUCUCAACGAUGGCACGAUCAUGACGAUUUCCAAGGAUAAAGUGAGGCCAUCCCCCAUGCCUGACUCAUGGAAGCUCAGAGAGAUUUUCAUCACUGGGAUAGUUCUUGGCACUUACUUGGCAGUUAUGACAGUUAUCUUCUUCUGGGCUGCUCACCAGUCAGAUUUCUUCACAGAGAAAUUUGGUGUAAGAUCAAUCAGGGAAAAUUAUCCUGAGCUCAAUUCAGCUCUGUAUCUUCAAGUAAGCAUUGUGAGCCAGGCCCUCAUCUUUGUCACCCGGUCCAGAAGUUGGUCUUUCAUAGAACGCCCCGGUCUGUUGCUGUUAGUUGCUUUCGUGAUUGCACAGCUGAUUGCCACCUUAAUUGCUGUAUAUGCAAACUGGGGAUUUGCUAAAAUCCAUGGAAUUGGCUGGGGAUGGGCUGGUGUGAUCUGGGUCUACAGUGUUAUUUUCUAUAUCCCACUAGACAUAUUGAAGUUCGUCGUUAGAUAUGGGCAGACUGGCCGGGCUUGGGACAAUAUGCUCAAUGGAAAGACUGCUUUCACAAGCAAGAAGGAUUACGGGCGAGGAGAAAGGGAAGCGCAAUGGGCCUUGGCUCAGCGCACAUUGCAUGGACUUCAGUCUACGGAAGCUGCCGAAAAAAGCCAUGCAGAACUGUCCGAGAUUGCUGAACAGGCAAAGCGUCGAGCUGAAGUUGCAAGGUUGAGAGAGCUUCAUACCCUAAAGGGUCACGUAGAAUCGGUGGUGAAGUUGAAGGGUCUCGACAUAGAAACGAUUCAACAACACUACACGGUUUGAGGAGGAAUAACAAGAGCGAAG